GCCUUUCUGACUUUCUGGCUUGUCAUAGCAGGAAAAGUACAAGUGUAAUUAAUUACCACGCUGACAGCCGCCUCCUCUGCCUGUAUGGAGGGAACCUCUCUCAGCUCUUCCAGCAUUUAGUGAGACACAACGUUGGCUCGUGCAGCAACAGAGGACCAGUUAUUCCCAUUGUGUAUGACCAUGGAGACAGUCCACCAAAAUGUUCUAUGGACCCAAUCCAAGAGACAUGUUGUACCUCACGCUUUUGUUUUCGGUGGUUUUGGUGUUAGUGGAAGAUGCUUCACUUACUACAUUACAAAUAGAAAAUUUCAUUUCAGAAAAUGAAGAGCUGGCGCACACAGAAGCCAUCAGGGAUGUUGAGAUGACUCAGAACCUCACCAGGACAAACUUUGAACAUUUGGUGAAACUGAGCAACAGGUCCAGCUAUGUAGCAAGGAGCUGUAAGGAGAUCAGGGACAGAUAUAAUGAACAUGAAGAUGGGCUGUACUACCUGACCACUGCUAAUGGCAUGGUCUACCAGACUUUCUGUGAUAUGACCACUGCGGGAGGCGGCUGGACGCUGGUGUCGAGCGUCCAUGAGAACAACAUUCAUGGAAGGUGCACUGUGGGCGAUCGCUGGACGAGCCAGCAGGGCAACGAUGCUAACCUGCCAGAUGGAGACGGCAACUGGUCCAACAGAAACACCUUUGGAGCAGCAGAGGGUGCCACCUCAGAUGAUUAUAAGAAUCCAGGUUACUAUGAUAUCGUAGCAGAAGACAUGUCUGUGUGGCAUGUUCCCAACAACUUCCCACUGCAACACUGGAACAUGGCAGCCAUCCUCCGCUACCACACUGACAACCACUUCCUCCGUCUGUAUGGAGGGAACCUCCUUGAGCUCUUCAAGCAAUAUCAAGUGAGAUACAACGUUGGCUCGUGCAUGAACAGAGGGCCAGCUGUCCCCAUUGUGUAUGACCAUGGAGACAGAGAGUCCACCAAAAUGUUAUAUGGACCCAGUGCAAGAGCGGAGUUUGAACCAGGUUUCAUCACGUUCAGAGCAAUAAACAAUGAACGUGCAGCCAUGGCUAUCUGCUCCGGGGUCAAGGCGACUGGAUGCAACACUGAACAUUACUGUAUAGGAGGAGGUGGAUAUUUCGAUCCUAUUCAGUGUGGGGACUUCCCAUCAUUUGAGUAUGAUAAAUUGGGAGGGCAGCAAGGCUGGAGCGCUUCCAGAGAGAUGACUGAAGCUGCUGUUUUACUCUUCUACCGCUGAGAGGACUAUUUGCACAUGUACAGCUUCUAACUAUAACAUAAUCAACAUUCAGAGUUGUAGCCAUAUUGGA
This is a messenger RNA of Cottoperca gobio, 1319 nucleotides long. RefSeq names its product intelectin-like. NCBI's taxonomy places the organism in Eukaryota, Metazoa, Chordata, Actinopteri, Perciformes, Bovichtidae. Gene Ontology annotation, molecular function: oligosaccharide binding. The record is from RefSeq and is a predicted model, not a curated record.